AUGGGGGCAGGCGCCCAGCUCAGCCAGCUCACGCUGGACCCCCCCUGGAUGCCGGUGUUCGUGCUGGAGAAGGUGAUGCUGACCUGCCGGGGCUCUGGCGCGCCCAGCCCCACCAACUGGUACGUCAAUAGGCAGUUCCAGCAGCAGACAGAAUCCGACCACAUCUACGUCUCCAAACACCACCCCGGGAGCAGCAGCUACCAGUGCAGCAGCCCUGGCGCUGGGCUCAGCCCCCCCAUCACCCUGAGCUUCUCAAAAGACUGGCUGGUGCUGCAGGUGCCAGCGCAGGCACUGCUGGAGGGGGAUGCGUUGCUGCUGCGCUGCCGGGCCUGGAAGAACACGCAGAUCACCCAGGUGCAGUUCUUCCGCGAGUGGGAGGCGCUGGGGGGGUCCUCCCCGGAGGCCAAACUGCUCCUGCCCCUGCUGCAGCUGCACCACAGCGGGCGCUACCACUGCCAGGCCAAGGUGAACCACAUCCUGCCCACACGGCACGAUUCAGCGCCAGUGACGGUGGCGGUGCAAGAGCUCUUCUCGGUGCCGGUGCUGCGCCUGGAAGGCCCGGUCGAGCCCCCCGAGGGAGCCCCCCUGGCCCUGCGCUGCCUCAGCCACCCCAGCCCCCUGCGGCCCCUUGCCCGACUCCAGCACCUCUUCUACCGGGAUGAGGUGGUGGUGGGGGGACCCCAGGGCUCCCCCCAGUUCCAGCUGCCGGCCGUGGGGCUGUCACACUCAGGGAGCUACUCCUGCGAGGUGCAGACAGAGACGGCCAGCGUGCGGAAACGCAGCACCCCGGUCACCAUCACAGUGCGCAGGGUCCCAGUCUCCGGGGUGUCCCUGGUGGCCCAGCCCCCCGGGGGACAGGUGGCAGAGGGUGACCGCCUGGUGCUGGGCUGCUCGGUGGCCGCGGGGACGGGGCCCCUCUCCUUCUCCUGGCACCGGCAGGGCUCGGCCGCACCACUGGCCACGGGCCCCCGCUACGAGCUCAGCGCCGUGCACCAGCGGGAUGGCGGCCGCUACCACUGCACGGCCACCAAUGGCGGCUCCGCAGCCGACAGCCCGCCGCUGUGGGUCACCGUCCUGGUGCCGGUGGCAGGUGCCACCAUCACAAUGGCGAGGACAGAGCCAUCGGUGCCAGUGGGCGAGAGCCUCAACCUGAGCUGCUUGCUGCGCGCGGGCACCACGCCGGUGACCUUCACCUGGCUGCGGGACGGGCAGGAGCUGGGCUCGGGGCCUGUCCUGUCCCUGGGGACUGUGGGGCCGGCACACGCUGGGACCUACCACUGCCUGGCCACCAACCGCCUCGGCGCCCACCGCGUCUUCCAGGCGCUCAGCCCAGCGCUGGCACUCUCGGUGACGCAGCCGGGAUGGGGACGGUGGCAGCAGGCUGUGGCCGUGGGGCUCAGCGUGCCCCUCCUGCUCCUGCUCCUGCUCGGUGCUGCCAUAGCCUGGCACCUCCGGCACCGGCACCGGCACCGCGCGGCCGCCGGGGACCGCGGGAAGAGCUGGGGCAGGGACCCCACGGCCCCUCCGGGGCCCGAGAGUCGCCGGCCGGAGCCCACAGCUCCCCCCGCGGCUCCGGGAGACGAGGAGGUGCUGUACACCGACGUUGUGGUCACCGGGCGGGGCGGGGGCACCUCCCCGUCCCGCUCACGGCCCCCCCGGGGCUCCCCCCGCCCCGGGCCCCCGCGGGAGCCGCCCGUCACCUACGCGGUGCUGCCGGGGCCCCACGCGCGGCUGCGGCUCCCGAGCGACACCUACGAGAACGUCCCGUGA
This is a messenger RNA of Gavia stellata (red-throated loon), 1770 nucleotides long. Its product is annotated as Fc receptor-like protein 3. NCBI's taxonomy places the organism in Eukaryota, Metazoa, Chordata, Aves, Gaviiformes, Gaviidae. Gene Ontology annotation, biological process: cell surface receptor signaling pathway. Gene Ontology annotation, molecular function: transmembrane signaling receptor activity. Bases 1 to 1770 code for a protein of 589 amino acids. The transcript is spliced from 10 exons. The record is from RefSeq and is a predicted model, not a curated record.